AAAUUCAAUAAUAGAAAAAAUUACUCAAUAAUUACUUAAUUACAUUUUAGUCACACCUGUCGAUUCUUAAAACUUCUCAAUUAUAUCUUAAUAUUGAUUCCAACUUUAGGAAAUUGAGUUUUGAAUUUUUGUAAAACAAGCCAAUAAAAAAACUAAUAAAAACAAAAAGAAAAUCAGUACAACUACAUUGGGGCCACUUUUAAUAAUCACAAGACUUGGAGGUGUAUCCCACAAAUAUCACAAUUCAAUUUGAAAACGGGCGGGCCUAUACUGUCACUCAUAAAUCAUAAUCCACUGCUCUAUUCUAUCUCUGGGGUUUCAGCUUUUUAAGCGUUUCAAAAUUCACUCACUCCCAAUUCGAAAACCUCUCAGUUAUGGCAGACAAUCAUCAUUUCAUCAUCACAGUCCCAUUGGUCAACCCCAAACCCUAAUUUCAUCAAACACCUCUUUGAUUCAACUACACAACCCUAGGGUUUUGAAUUCUCCAUUUCUGACUAGCUCUGAGCUUCUUCUUCUUCUUCUCAAAAUCAAAGCUGAUCCAUGUCGAAGGACACAUCCUCUUUGCGAUUCAUCGCUCGAAACACUUUGAGAAAUGUACAAUUCGUGGCUAACGAGAACGAGUUCGAAAAUUCAUCCAAUCCAAUCCAUUUUCCUCCUCCGAGAACACCUCUGGACACAAUAUCAGAUCCAUCACAGCACCAGAGAGAACUUCAAGAACUCGAUUUCAAUUCUCAAAUCAAGUUGAAGGUAGCUGAGUUAGUUGAUCAUCCGAUAAAAGAAUUUGAAAAUUCCGAGAGUCAAUUGACAGUGAAUAAGGGAACUGGAAACCUAGGGCUCAAUUACGGCACUCCUAGGAUUUUGAGUCGAGGAAAAUCUCAUUCGGAACCAAACUCGGCGCAGAGUACUCCGGCAAGGUGUUCUUCAAGGACUUCAAAUGUUGGAACAUUGGGGGCUUGUACUGGGCCUAGACCUCCUCAAUCUGGAGCUAGAUUAGGGAGCUCUUCUAGGGUUUCUAGAGGGAUUCCGCUUGUAAAUUCUGAACCUUCUGUUGAAGUCCCACAUUUUGAGCUCGUGGAGGACAAUUCGUUUUGGAAGGAUCACAAUGUGCAGGUUUUGAUACGAAUUAGGCCGAUAAGUAAUACACCGAGUGAAUUCCGAGGAUAUGGUCGAUGCUUGAGGCAAGAGAAUGAACAGACCUUACUGUGGCUUGGCCAUCCUGAAACCAGAUUUACCUUUGAUCAUAUAGCUUGUGAAACAAUAUCACAGGAAAAGCUUUUUAGGGUUGCUGGAUUACCCAUGGUGGAUAAUUGCAUGUCUGGGUAUAACAGCUGCAUGUUUGCUUACGGUCAGACUGGUAGUGGUAAAACAUAUACUAUGAUGGGUGAGAUAUCUCAGAUGAAUGGGAAUCUUGGUGAAGAUUGUGGGAUAACUCCCCGUGUUUUCGAAUAUCUAUUUGCAAGGAUUAGAGAGGAAGAGGAGAACAGGAGGGAUGAACGACUAAAGUACAGCUGCAAAUGUUCUUUCCUUGAGAUAUACAAUGAGCAGAUAACUGACCUCUUGGAGCCUUCAUCAACUAAUUUGCAACUCAGAGAAGACUUGAAGAAAGGCGUUUAUGUUGAAAACCUUACAGAACAUAAUGUGAGAACUGUUAGUGAUGUUCUAAAGCUACUGUUACAGGGUGCUGCAAAUAGGAAGAUUGCGGCAACCCAUAUGAACAGUGAGAGCAGUCGGUCCCAUAGUGUUUUCACAUGCAUCAUUGAAAGCCAUUGGGAGAAAGAUUCUAUGACCCACCUUAGGUUUGGCCGAUUAAAUUUAGUGGAUCUAGCUGGUUCUGAAAGGCAGAAGAGCUCUGGUGCAGAAGGGAACCGCUUGAAAGAAGCAGCAAAUAUAAACAGAUCCUUAUCAAUCCUCGGUCUGGUGAUAAUGUCUCUGGUAGAUUUAGCACAUGGCAAACAAAGACAUAUACCUUACAGGGACUCUAGGCUCACGUUUCUCCUUCAGGAUUCUCUUGGUGGGAAUUCAAAAACAACAAUGAUUGCAAAUGUCAGUCCAUCUUUUUGCUCUGCAAAUGAGACAUUAAGCACUUUGAAGUUUGCUCAGCGAGCCAAACUUAUUCAGAACAAUGCUAAAGUAAAUGAAGGAGCUUCAGGUGACGUAACAGCAUUGCAGCAGCAAAUCCAACAAUUAAAGGGCCAGUUGUCCUUUCUGAUGCAGCAGCAUAACAUUUCCAGGUCUCUUUCACAGUUUGAGCCAAGUGUUCAACAAUCUAGCUUGGGGGAUUCUCCUGUGGGGUACAACUUGUCUGGGGAAAGAAAUAUAAGUGAUGAUCAUAAAAUACCAAAUGUUCGAAAUAGGACGACAAAAUGUUCGGAAGCUAUUAUGCUUGGUGCUCUGAGGAGAGAGAAAUUGGCUGAGACUGUAGUAAGGAGAUUAGAGGCUGAAAUUGCACAAAUGAGCCAUUUGGCUCAGCAAAUGGAAGAAGAUGUGCACCGUAAUAAAACGAUGCUAAGGUUCCAUGAGGAAGAAAAUAAACGAUUAGAAUUGUUCGAAGACGGCUUAGUCUCUAUCGAUAAGUAUCUCGUGGAUGAAAAUAAUGUUUUAAAAGAAGAAAUUCAACUGCUUCGAGCAAGUAUUGAUAGAAACCCAGAAUUGACCAGACUUGCAUUGGAGAAUAGUAGACUCCUCGACCAGCUCAGAUUGUUUCAAAAUUUCUAUGAACAAGGAGAGCGAGAAACAUUGCUAGCUGAAGUUUCAGAAUUGCGUGAUCAGCUUCUGGAAACACUUGAAGGAAACUAUGCACAACAUAAAUUCCCUCCAGGAACAGAAAAGCAGGAUAAUGAUGCCGUGAAGGAAUUGGAAGUUUGCAGGAAAAUGAAUUCCGAACUGAUAAAGGAAAUUGAUAGAUUACGGAGGGAACUGAAUAGAUGUGUGAAGUACCAAGCUGCUUUCGGUUCUGUUAAAGAUUUCUCAACCAAGGAUCCAGAAAAGUUCAAACAAACAGAUAAAUAUUCAAUGGCUGAAACGGUAUCAAUGAGAAGUGAUUCAGGAGAUGAGAUGGCAUCCUAUAGCCAGCCAGAGGAUGAGGUUCUACAGCAUAUAAAUGAGCAGAAGAAGGGUGAUGCCUUAAUUAUACAGUCUAGUGGCAUUCAGAAAGAGCUGAUAGAUGCAAGAUUCUUGAUUGAAGCAUUGGAAUCUGAGCAGGUCCACCUAAUUGAAGAGCUGGAGUUUAUGCAGGAGAAGAAUCAAAGAUACAUGGGAAUCUUAUGUGAUAAAGACAAGAUAGGGAGAGAAUCUGUGCUUAAACUUGAAAGGCACUUCACAGAAACGUGUGACUUACAAAAUCAGAGCCAGACCUUGGUGAGAGGGAGUAGCAAAAAUACCAGCACAAUGGUUUUGCAAGCCAAGUUGGAUAGGAUGACUAAGGAACUUGAGGAGGCUCAAUUGCUUAAUUUCCAAUAUCAAGUGGAUAAGGCAUCACAGUUAUCUCAGGAACAGCAAGUUGAAUUAGUUCAUGAGCAAGUUGAGAUGGAAACAACUAAAACAAUUAUUCAUUUGGAGGAAGAGGUUGCUGCUCUCCAAUCAGAACUUCAGGGGAGAUUAUGUUACAUGGCUGAAGAUAAUAUUACAUUGAGAAACACAAUAGCUGCUAAAGAGGAGGAAAUGAAGACAUUGUGUGUUGAGUGGGAAAGAGCAACUUUGGAUCUAACAAGCUUCCUUAUAGAUGGUUCUAAAUCUCUUAGAGAUGCCUCCAGUCAUAUACAAAGUAUUGCUUCUUCAUUUCCUCAUGUUAAUGUCUGGAUUGGUGAACAUGUUGAGAGGGCUGCUAAACUUUGUAUUGAGAAGGAAGAAACAAUUCUGCUACUACAAAAGAGUCUGGAAGAUGCACAAACGGUGGUAGUGGAAAUGGAGCUGAAGUUAAAUUCCUUGAAGGGUGCAACAAUUGCUUUAACUGAAGGUCAGCAGCUAGAAAAUUAUGCAAGCACCAAAGCAGCGAUUCAGUUAACUACGCUGUUGAAUGAUAAGAUCAACAUGAUGGAGUUGCUAGAGAAUAGACUGAAGUGGAGAGAGGAUCAAAUCACUGAAGCUGAAAAUCGUGCUGAUGCCGCACUCCUAGUAGUUAAAAGGCUAUCAGAAUGUCCCAAGGCUGCUCUCAGAAACGAUGGUGAAGGAUAUAUUCCCAUGUCAAAACUGGCUGUUCCCUCUGAAGUGGGAAGCGACAAUAUUUCUGAGAUAAAAGCUAAUGCUAAUGCCUUGUUACCUGCAGAUAACGGAAUUAAAGUUGCCUUAGCAAGGCUGGGAAUGUUGGAGACUGAGAAUAUUAUUAAUGUAUCUUGUACUGAUACAUUUACAUCUAUAUCUGCUCUCCAAACUGACAUUCAUGAAGCUUUUUCUUUAUUCAGGGAGUUGGUUCAUGAUUUGUUGAAUGAUAUUCAUGAGAUGAGGAAGAACUUUGUGGAGUUCAGAGAGAAUCAAAGAAAAUUUCAAGUUUGUGCUCUAUCAUUGGAAGGUGAAGAUAAGUUCCCAAAGCAUGAAAACCAGUGUUACAUGCUGUAUCAAAUAAGGGAUCAACUUGCUGAAACAAAUGGCAGACUUAACGUUAUAAAUGUUUGCAUUAGCAAAACACUGAAUAGGUAUGGCUGCCAGGACACAGCUGAAGAUUUAGUUGAAGUUGAUGAAAGGACUGCCGAUUGCUCUAAUUGUGGCUCUAAUCUUUCGGUUGAAAGUGUUGAUUUGGAAGACAGAUUUGAUGAAUUUUCAUCCUCUUGCUGUUCUGGACACCCUGAAACUUCGGAUCUAGAGUUUGAAAGGGACUCGAAUUUGUAUUCUAAUAGGCAAGAAUCUGGAAAUUCGAAAAGGUUCAUCAAUACAUCAAUUCAUAAUGAAACAAGAAUAAUGCAUUUGAAGGAGGAACUUAAGAUGGCAAACGAUGCUUUCAGUAAAUUAAAUGUCUGGUUUGCUGUGCUUUUUGAUGAGAAAGAAAUUGAAGAUUGGUCUUACAAAGAAGGUGCAGGUUUACCAGGAUCACGUACAUUUGUGAAUAAGAGUGAGCAAAAUAUUUUUAAGAACAGGCUUAAUCAGCUCAAAAUAUCGGAGAAAACUCUUCAACCUGUUGACCUGAUGAUGCAGGAGGAUGAAGCAGGCUGUCAUAAGACGAGAGAGUUAAUUGUUGAUGGGAAUACUAGUCGAGCCAAUAGCUUCUUCAUGAAAAUUGAGGAGGCUCAUGCAACUAUGAAGGAAGCUGAUUUUAUGCUAAAUUCGUUGCUGAAAGCAAAUGAAAACGCAAAACAAUUGACUGGCAUGUGGAAACGAGCAGGUGAGGAAUUGAUGGUGGAGAAAGCAAGCUUAUUUGAAGAAAUCGAACAACUUAGAUCCUCAAUUCGUUUGAAGGAUGGAGAAAAUGCACUGCUGUGGGAUCAAAUCAAUUACACUUUCCUUGAAAUAGCGAACUUGAUGGCUUUGUUUGAAGGGUUUUUUCUGGAGACUCAAAGAGAUGUGGAGCAAAUGUUCAAGACAAUUUAUUCUGAUGCCUUAGCAAUGGUACAGGAUAUGCUGCACUGCAUUUGCAACUCAAGGUCAUCGCUGGAAGAUAUUUUCUCCAAGACAAUGGAGAAAGGAUUUGCUUCUUUGGUGCUUUUCCAGUGCCACAUUGAAAAUUUUAUCCAAAAGCUCCCAAGUGUCAAUGUAGAUCUCAGUCACCGUCAAUCCAUACUCCACAAAGGCUAUUUGGUAACGAAUAAUAGUGUAAAAAAUGACACUGUGAUUGAUGGUGUGAAGGCCGAAGUGGUAGGAGAUGAAAGUCCAGUUCCCUCAAGAUUGGAAGAGAAAGAGUGUGAUAAUCCAAUAUAUGAAAAUUUGUUACUCGACAAAGAAUUAGAAUGGAAAGAAGUUGCAUUGAAAAGGUUGCCUUCUGCUUUUAGCUUGUCUCAAGAAUCAACUUCUAGCACGAAUGACGUCAAAGAUGACACUGUGAUUACUGGUGCAAAGGGCAAAGAGGAAGGAGAGCAAAUUCCAGUUGCCACAAGAUUGGAAGAGAAAGGGUCUGCCAGUGAUAAUCUGAUAUAUGAAAAUUUAAUACUAAAGAAGGAAUUAAACCGGAAAGAUGUUAUAUUGAAAGGUUUGCUUUUUGAUUUUAGCUUGCUGCAAGAAUCAGCCUCCAGCAAAAAGGACAUCAAAGAUGGAACUGAAAAGUUGAUGAUGGCUUUGGGCCAAGUUCGGCAUGAACUCGAUACAAAAAUCAGUCAGUUUGAUGACAUGUUGGCUCAGCAUGGAAAACUUGAAGGUCGCUUGGCUGAUGCUGAAACUGCUCUGUCUAUCUCAAAUUCUGAUCUCGAGGAGGCUAGAAGAACAUUAGAUAUCUUGUCAGACCAAAAUGCUGAGUUGAGAGUGCUGUUAAAGGAUAUUUAUAUCAGCAAAUCAGAAGCUGAAGAGCAACUGGAAGAGAAAAGUGAGGCAGUCAAAAGUUUAGAGAAAGAGAUUGUCCGCAUGACUUCUUCAGCAGAAAAAAACAUACUCUCUUCAAUUGAAGAAAUUGAGAAUGAUUUGAAAAGGGUCACCAGUGAGAGAGACCAACUUCGUGAACAAGUUGGCUCCCUUCAAGAUAAGCUCGGUAUAGCAUAUGCAUUAGCUGAUGAAAAUGAAGCUAUCGCUGUUGAAUCCCGCCAGGAGUCAGAGGCAAGUAAAAUGUAUGCUGAACAAAAGGAAGAGGAGGUUAAGAUUUUAGAACAUUCUGUUGAAGAGCUUGAAUUCACCAUAAAUGUGUUGGAGAAAAAGGUGUCCGAAAUGGAAGGCGAGGUAGAAAGACAUCAAUUUAUAAGAGAUUCAUUGGAACUAGAACUUCAAGACCUGAGAAGGAGAAUGUUGACAGUUGAAAACUUUACUGAAAACCAGGAGAACUACACUGUCGAACUACCUGAAGAUCAACCUCCAAGACAGCUGCAUAAUAGAGCCCUGGAACUUCAUGAGGCACAUAAUCGGAUAAGAGUUCUUGAAGAAGAAAGAGCAGAACACGCAAAAGAGAUGAAACAAUGCAAGGAGUACAUCUCUGAACUUGUAUUGCAUGCUGAAGCUCAGGCAUCACAGUACCAACAGAAGUACAAGUCCUUGGAGGCAAUGGUUCGUGAAGUAAAGACAAAUCCAUCAACUUUAACAUCAACAACACCAGCAUUAGAUAAAACAGAGAAAAGUUCAAUGAGAACCAGGGGUUCUAGCUCCCCAUUCAGAUGCAUUGCAAGUUUGGUUCAGCAAAUGAAUUUGGAGAAGGAUCAGGAAUUGUCAUUGGCUAGGCUUCGGAUAGAAGAGCUAGAAGCCUUGGCAGCUGGUCAACAAAAAGAGGUUUAUAUGCUGACCACUAGACUGGCUGCAGCAGAAAGCAUGACCCAUGACGUCAUUCGGGAUUUACUUGGUGUCAAGAUGGACAUGACAAACUACGCAAAUUUGAUAGACCAGUAUCAGCUUCAAAGAUUUGUAGAAGGGGCACAGGAACAAACACAGAAGUCUGCUGAAAUGGAGCAAGAAAUUCUGAAUCUAAGGAGGCAGAUUAGCGAUUUAAUCGAAGAACGAGAGAGAUGCAUUUCAGAAGUAAAUAAAAGAGGACAAGAAAUACUGUGUGUCCAGAUGACUGUUGAACAACUAAACGAGCGGGAUCAGUUGCUGACUGCACAAAAUGAAAUGUUGAAGAAGGACAAGACCAAUUUGAAUCGAAAAAUUGCUGAACUGGAUGAUAUGGUGAGAAAACUAAUUGGGACCCAAAAUGUCCAACCACGAGUUCAAAAGCAGGUGAACAGCAGCAUUUUGAGGCCUACUAAUGCCGAUCUUAGCAGGAGGUUGUCACGUUCGGGAAAUCAGCUUUUGCGGGUAAAUGAUGAACUGGCUCAGUACCGUAAAAUUCAUGGCAGCCAUUCACGUGAUGAAAAUGGACGGAAAUGAUGAUAUAGAAAGAAAAAUCAGGCAAGUGAGCAAUUGAGAUCAAACAACGGCUGACAGGAUGAAGAUGACAGACCUCGAGGCUCAUCAACUUUCCCCUACCAUUCAUAAAAGAGAUGGGAAAGCAUGAAGUUUGGAGCCCUGGAGAUAUAUAUAUUCCUUUUUCUUUUGUUUGCUUGCAGUUAGAUUCGAACAAUUCAUAUGUUGAGCCGUAAGAGAUGUAUCUAUAAGAUAUAAACGCUUCGGAAGUCGACACGUAAUCUUAGCUUAUUGCAUUGUGUUGAAUUUGUUGUGGCAUGUAAAUAAUCUUUACUUCGGAUGUGAUUUAUGAAAGCUAUUAUGUUAUUUAUCAGAAUAAGUGAGAUUUGUUUCC
Molecule: messenger RNA, 8296 nt
Organism: Cornus florida
Lineage: Eukaryota; Viridiplantae; Streptophyta; Magnoliopsida; Cornales; Cornaceae
Product: kinesin-like protein KIN-12C
Exons: 33
Coding region: 541-7926 (2461 amino acids)
Biological process (GO): microtubule-based movement
Molecular function (GO): microtubule binding; microtubule motor activity; ATP binding
Source: RefSeq, a predicted model, not a curated record